Saprolegnia parasitica CBS 223.65 is the source of this 966-nucleotide messenger RNA. RefSeq lists its product as hypothetical. Bases 1 to 855 code for a protein of 284 amino acids. Gene Ontology annotation, biological process: box C/D sno(s)RNA 3'-end processing; rRNA methylation. Gene Ontology annotation, molecular function: histone H2AQ104 methyltransferase activity; RNA binding; rRNA methyltransferase activity. Lineage: Eukaryota; Oomycota; Saprolegniomycetes; Saprolegniales; Saprolegniaceae. The transcript is spliced from 3 exons. Gene Ontology annotation, cellular component: nucleolus; box C/D methylation guide snoRNP complex; small-subunit processome. The record is from RefSeq and is a predicted model, not a curated record.
AUGCGCCUGCCUAUGAUCUUUUCGGUAAAGUCCGCGCACUUAACGUGGACGCCGCCGAACGACUGGUCGCUCCGAGGGGCCAAUUUGCAGACGUUCCGUAAAAUUUCAUAUCCGUUCCAUUUUCAAUUUACCAACCUCAACGAAGAUGUCUGGACGUGGUUUCGGUGGACGUGGCGGUGGCCGUGGCGGCGGUCGUGGCGCUGGUGGUCGUGGCGGUGGUCGGUCUACGGCGAGAAGCGCAUCUCGGUCGACGUCCCUGCCGCCUCGGGCGAGGGUACCGAGAAGGUCGAGUACCGCGUGUGGAACCCGUUCCGCUCCAAGCUUGCUGCCGCGAUCCUCGGCGGUGUCGACAACAUCUGGAUGGGCCCCGGCGCCAAGGUGCUCUACAUUGGUGGUGCCUCGGGUACGACCGUCUCGCACGUCUCGGACAUUGUCGGCCCCACGGGCGCCGUGUACGCCGUCGAGUUCUCGCACCGCUCGGGCCGCGAUCUCAUCAACAUGGCCAAGUCGCGCACGAACGUGAUCCCGAUCAUUGAAGAUGCCCGCCACCCGCUCAAGUACCGCAUGCUCGUGCCGAUGGUCGACACGAUCUUUGCCGAUGUCGCCCAGCCCGAUCAGGCCCGUAUCGUCGCCCUCAACGCCUCGUACUUCCUCAAGAACGGCGGCCACUUUGUCGUCUCGAUCAAGGCUAGCUGCAUUGACUCGACGGCGCCCGCUGAGGCCGUCUUCACGCGCGAAGUCAAGAAGCUCCAGCAGGACCAGUUCAAGCCCGCCGAGCAGCUUACGCUCGAGCCGUAUGAGCGUGACCACGCCGUGGUCGUCGGUUCGUACCGCGUCGCGAAGAAGGAAAAGUAAACUUGCACUGCUUUCCGACUCGCGUAUGUAUAGAUAAAUAUAUGCCUGGGAAAUUGUAUAUUUACUGCCCCUCAUCAAACAAUUCUUGUUGUUUGGACUGGGCUCGGUCUG